Aspergillus tanneri is the source of this 1311-nucleotide messenger RNA. RefSeq names its product RMD1 family protein. Lineage: Eukaryota; Fungi; Ascomycota; Eurotiomycetes; Eurotiales; Aspergillaceae. Bases 1 to 1311 code for a protein of 436 amino acids. Gene Ontology annotation, biological process: positive regulation of mitochondrial translation. The transcript is spliced from 2 exons. The record is from RefSeq and is a predicted model, not a curated record.
AUGUUCGCAAGACCCUAUGUCUGCUUGACCUGUAAAAGGCCGGCAGUGUUCAGGCUAGUGAAACAGCCCCGGAGCCAAUCCCUUCAUGCGUCGUCGCCGUUUAGCCUUCCCCGCCGAAAGGACUUCUUCUCCUCAAACGCUUACCUCAACCAGAAACUCGCGAAAUCUGACGAUGCGACGGCCGAAUCGUUUGUUGAAUCACCGAAGCAGCGAAGAAGAAGUGGUAGAUCACCGGCGGCACCGACUUCGUUGCGCAGGGUUGCAGUGGAAGCUCAAAGAUCCAAGGAUGGAUUUUUAUCCAAGGCCCAACUCAAAGAGCAAGGGCUGUAUCAAACUAAAAAAACUGUGACAGCUUAUGCCGUAUCGGAACAAUUCAAUAUGCGGACAGUCAGAACUAUCCUCCAAGACAAAGGCUACGAGACGGAUCCGUUCGAGACGGGUCUAUAUCCUCAAGUCCUUCACAUCCAGGUUCCCCUAGACUCAGUCCGUCGCAUGAGCAAUCCUGCGGCAGUAGAUUUGCCUUCUGAUGAAGUGGGCGACGUUUUCAUUUUCCCGUCCGGUACAGUCGUCGCAUGGUCGCUUCCUGAAGGCUUUACAUCCUUCCUGGCGACUAGGACAUUACUUCCGGCAGCUGAGGGCUUUCAUGUUGAUGAUUUGGAGACGGAAGAUUUGGAAUAUGUCGAAGACUCCGCCCGAGAAAAUAGCAGCAUCAAGGGUGACACCAUCAUCCUUGGAACCAAGCCCAGUAGUACUGAACUCGAGUCACAGCUGGCUGCUAGACAGUCGGUAGAAACAGUCUUGACCAAAGUGGCCUUCUCCUCUGGACUGGCUCGAAGUACGAAGCUAGCAGUUUUAGAGACAUCGCUGUCGAACUAUUUUGAGUCUACUCGACCGAUCCCUACUCUUCUUUCACAGGGCUCACGCCUCCCCUUUACCAGAGAUUUUAUCCUCCGCAAGACUGGUCAGCUACUGAGCGUGCGUGCACAGCUGAACCUCUAUUCGGAGCUCACCGACUCUUUACCGGAUAUCUUCUGGGAUAGUCGACAUGAGCUUGGCCUAGAAGGGUACUAUGAACAGGUAGGAAGGGCAUUGGACGUAGGGAUCCGCAUCAAGCUCUUGAAUGAAAAAAUGGAUUAUGCGCAGGAAAUAGCCAGCGUUCUCCGGGAGCGACUGAGUGAGACACAUGGGCUCCGGCUGGAGUGGAUCAUUAUCUUGCUCAUUGCUGUGGAGGUAUGCUUUGAGGUGUUGAGACUGUGGAAGGAGCGACUCCAAGAAAUAGAAUCGCGCGAUGAUGGAAAGACUGCAGAAUAG